Aspergillus glaucus CBS 516.65 is the source of this 2261-nucleotide messenger RNA. RefSeq lists its product as uncharacterized. The coding region runs from base 221 to 2032 and encodes 603 amino acids. Lineage: Eukaryota; Fungi; Ascomycota; Eurotiomycetes; Eurotiales; Aspergillaceae. The transcript is spliced from 4 exons. The record is from RefSeq and is a predicted model, not a curated record.
UUUUGUUUUUUUUUUUUUUUUUUUUUUUUUUUCUAUCAAAUUGGCCCGAGGCGUUCUUUUUAUACCAAUGACACAGCCUCCCCUCUAAUAUCAAGCAAGAGCUGACUCGACGCAAGACAUUUUGGAUUUUUUCCCUCUACAUAUUUUCAUAUCCGGAUAUCGUUUCUUGCAUUUAUCUCUCCUGUCGAGGUUGAUUAGUCCCAUUUGCGCUUUAUCGAUCAUGAAGGCUUCAUGGAAAGCACGCCUGGCUGGCCCAGGAUAUGUCAUUCUCAAUGGCAUUCGAGUUAUCAACAUCAUCACUUUUUUGGACAUCAUUGCUGCCAGCGCGGUGAUGCUGGUGAAGAUUUCGCUGACGAGCGGCUUUUUCUUCUUCGAGGCCGUCACGCAUGCCGUGACAGCUGGUGUGAGCAUAUUCCUUCUCAUUUCCGAACUCCCCUGGUUACGCAGCUACUUCGAUCGGGAUUGGCCAUUACUCGGACAUAAUUCUGGAUUCAUCACCUUGGGGAUAGCGAUGUUCAUGCUUGGUGCCGGAGUGUUGGGCAAUCUGAACCGGAAAGAUAUGGGUCAGGACCAUCUUGGUAUGACAUUUUGGCAGAUCGUUCUUUCCGCAGGGAUUCUGGCCUUGGUCAUGAGCGCGAUUAACCUUGUUUCGAGCUUCGUUUUCGCAGAUGGUGAGAAAGGCGUCACCGCACGCCAAAUUCGAAUCUAUGGAGCGGUUGCAGGCCAGAAAGGAGAGAUUCCGCGAACCGGUAGUCACAGAACAUUCAGACUCAGCAUGAAACGCGAGGAUACCUUACCGAUAUACAGCCCUCAAGCCGGAAGGAAAUCGCCAACUGACCGAAACUCAACCCGGUUUCCUUUGAAAAUCGAGAAAAUUUCGAGCCCCCCUCCGAAUGAUGCAGCAUCGUCGAAAUACUCUAGAGAUGAUAUCAAGUCCCUCCUCAUCUUCUUCGCCCCGAUCCUCAUCCCCCGAGCAAUCAACCUCUACCGCGACUUACGAGGCACAAUAGCUUCUCGACAGUCUCCUCGUCAUCUUCCGGCUUCUGCUAAUCGAGCGUUGAACGCCCUAUUUUUUGCGAUUACCUUCUUCCUACUCCUCAGUCUGCCGUUCAACCCCCGAGCUCCGAGUCCGAACAUCUUCACGCAAACUGCCUCGCGCAUUACCACCCCGACCGAUAUUAUCUUUACUCGAUUGGCUAGAUUCCGACCGGAGAAUAUCCUGACACCCGCGGAUGAGGCCCUGAAGGCAAAGUUUACGACUAUCGUGGCCAGGAAGAUAUACCUGCGGUUUGGACCGGAACCGUUGUCGCAGUGUCACUUCUGCUCGUUUGACCAUGUCGGAACUUACAUCCUCUACUACCUCCCGUUUAAUACGCUACUGCCGCAUCUGCUCAAUAUGCUCAUCGUGGGACUGGUGACAUCCGCCCCGUUCGCCGGUCGCGAUGCGGCCGGCUGGCGCAACAAGUUCACCCUGGCCGGACUCGCCCUCGCCGCACUCGAUAUCUACAUCGUCACGACCUACGAUCCCAUCCAAUACGCACCGGCUAUCGUCCGGGCCGGAAUGGCCGCCCCCUCCGAUCUCUAUCACCAAAUCGGCCUACUGCGCCCUCUGCUACUCACCAUCUUCGACAGCGUCUGCGCGGGGCUGAUCUACCUCUCCGCCACGAACCGCCUCUUCUUCGAACCCCCCUCGCAGGCGGAGCAAGUCGGACAACUCGUGGACAUGUCGCUGCCCACGAUCGCGCAGGCCAGUUCGAAGUUACAUGCGUUGAGCGUGACGCGGAAUGCGGUGGUGCGGGACAAGGCGCUGAAGGACCACGACGAUGCGUAUUGGCGGGCGGUGGUGUCGAUGAACGGAGAGAACGCGGGCGCAGGCGUGGUCGGGAAUGGAGAUGCGAGUAUCUGGGAAGAAGAGGAAGUGGUACGGGCAAUGUCACAGGCAAUGGCUGGACAGGGAAACGUGGAUUUGGCCAAAUUGGGGGUCAAUGCGAAUGAGUAUGUGAAUGGGGUGACUGUUGCUUUGGAUGAGUAGUGAGUACCCCGUAGUAGUUAGUUGGCCUGUGCAGUGGUAAUAUAAUAGACUUGAUAUAUUUGUUCCCGCAUAGAGUUAUGUCUGUACAUAAAGCGUCUUUCGUGCAGUAGUAGCCUUCGGUUAAGUCCAGAUCAACCAGUUCGAGAGCCCAACGGAACUCGUGAAGCAGCCAUUGGCCUUGAAUUUCGGCGGUGAAGUAGUUUGGCUGCGACAGACGGGGGUGUGGGCC